Molecule: messenger RNA, 499 nt
Organism: Paramecium octaurelia
Lineage: Eukaryota; Ciliophora; Oligohymenophorea; Peniculida; Parameciidae
Source: the annotation of a GenBank genome assembly
AUGAAUUUAAAAAUGGACAAUAUGUCAGAAGAACAGUUAAUGUAGGAAUAUGCAAAGCUACCUUUUGAAUAUUUCGCAGAUGAAAGAUGGGAAUAUUAUAUUAAAGUACAUCCUAAUAUGAGUUAAAGCGUAAUAGCGAUUUGUUUAGUAUAUGAUUGGCUGAAUUUGUCUUCUUAUAAGAGAGAUGCUUAUGAAAUUUCAAGGAGGUCGAAAUAGAAUGAAAUCUUGAAUAAGAUUCUAUUGAAAAAAAAGUAAAGCGCUCUUAAAAAAUUGGGCGUAUAAUUUCAAAUUAACUAUUGUUGUUCUUAGUAGAUAUUCAAAUCUAGAGCAGAUAAAUUGAAAAAGAAUUUAGAAGAGCUGUUUCCUUAAAUAAAUUGUAAUAAUUAUGCGAUUGGUGGUAAAUCUGAAGAAAUCGCGGUGUAUGCAAUUUAAGAUAAGAAACCAUACUUGAUUUGGCAUAGUCAUGUAGAUGAACCUGAAGAUAUCACAUUAUUACUUG